UAUCGUUAAAUAAUGAGACAUCUGUAUGUCGGAUGAAGUAGGCCAGUAUUUUCGAGUAAUACACUGGAGAUUUUAAGCGUUAUUGUGGAUAUUUUAUAUUUAUGUUUAUGGAAUCGUAAAUUCGUCAACGAUGAUGCUGUUUGAGUAAGCGUUUUGAGAGUUCAGUGAGCUGGUGCUGGUCGUUAUCAGCGAGCCAUUUACAUCAACCCCCAACACUUCAAAACGACAUCACAGGUGAAGGUCCGUUAUCAAUUAUAGACGCUGUACAGGUUCGUUGGUAAAAACUCUUUGACGUUACCUGUGAGCGUAUAAUUACAGGUAAGGGGACCGAAUAUUGACUUUAUAUUAUCUACCUGUGGAACAAAUACACGCUGGGUAAAUGAUGGAUUUAUUAGGAUUGAUUUUGUGACACACCCGUACGUAGAUAAUUUAACUGUUGGCUCGGCAGAUUAUGGACCAAUCUCCUUAUGAUAGCUUUAUAUAAGGAUGGAUAGCAGACGUUCUAUGAAGUUGAAUUUGGUAUGCGGAUUAUAUAUAUAUAUAACACGUAUUUCUAAUGAAAAGACGGAUCAAAAGAAAACAGUAUGACUAUACUAUACGGACCAGAAUGUGACAGCUGCUCUUUGGAAGGAAACCCACGUGUCUACAGAACAUCCAUUUCCGACAGAGAAGUGUUUUGAAGAUGGUUUUAACGGCAGCUAUUUCAUCCGAAGGGGAAAUUAGCUUGACUGGAAUCUUGUCCUAUUUAUCACAAGAGAAUCACUUAGUCAGAGGUUUAACCGUUUAUCACUACAAGCGUGCUCUGUGAUGUGAUAGAACACAUGCUCCCGGGAACAUGUUCGUUGCCCAAAUUAAUGGACCCACUUCAAUCUCCUCACCCUUAUUUGCCGAGGUCGACGAGAUAUUGAUUUCUGAGAUAUCGAUUUUGUGUCCAAUAUUUCAGUACUAUCGUAGUUGUGUGUUUGGUGGGAACCCCGUAGGUAAUAACGUACACACUGUGUUUGGUAGGAACCCCGUCGGUAGUAACGGUACACAGUGUGUUUGGUAGGAACUCCGUCGGUAGUAACGGUACAUAGUGUAUUUGGUAGGAACCCCGUCGGUAGUAACGGUACACAGUGUGUUUGGUAGGAACCCCGUCGGUAGUAACGAUACAUAGUGUGUUUGGUAGGAACCCCGUCGGUAGUAACGGUACACAGUGUGUUUGGUAGGAACCCCGUCGGUAGUAACGGUACACAGUGUGUUUGGUAGGAACCCCGUCGGUAGUAACGGUACACAGUGUGUUUGGUAGGAACCCCGUCGGUAGUAACGAUACAUAGUGUGUUUGGUAGGAACCCCGUCGGUAGUAACGAUACAUAGUGUGUUUGGUAGGAACCCCGUCGGAAGUAACGGUACACAGUGUGUUUGGUAGGAACCCCGUCGGUAGUAACGGUACACAGUGUGUUUGGUAGGAACCCCGUCGGUAGUAACGAUACAUAGUGUGUUUGGUAGGAACCCCGUCGGUAUAAUAACGUACACAGUGUGUUUGGUAGGAACCCCGUCGGUAAUAACGUACACAGUGUGUUUGGUAGGAACCCCGUCGGUAGUAACGGUACACACUGUGUUUGGUAGGAACUCCGUCGGUAGUAACGGUACACAGUGUAUUUGGUAGGAACCCCGUCGGUAGUAACGAUACACAGUGUGUUUGGUAGGAACCCCGUCGGUAAUAACGAUACAUAGUGUGUUUGGUAGGAACCCCGUCGGUAGUAACGUACACAGUGUAUUUGGUAGGAACCCCGUCGGUAGUAACGGUACACAGUGUAUUUGGUAGGAACCCCGUCGGUAGUAACGGUACACAGUGUGUUUGGUAGGAACCCCGUCGGUAGUAACGGUACACAGUGUGUUUGGUAGGAACCCCGUCGUUAGUAACGAUACACAGUGUGUUUGGUAGGAACCCCGUCGGUAGUAACGGUACACAGUGUGUUUGGUGGGAACCCCGUCGAUAGUAACGGUACACAGUGUGUUUGGUAGGAACCCCGUCGGUAAUAACGGUACACAGUGUGUUUGGUAGGAACCCCGUCGGUAAUAACGGUACACAGUGUGUUUGGUAGGAACCCCGUCGGUAUAAUAACGGUACACAGUGUGUUUGGUAGGAACCCCGUCGGUAGUAACGGUACACAGUGUGUUUGGUGGGAACCCCGUCGAUAGUAACGGUACACAGCGUGUUUGGUAGGAACCCCGUCGGUAUAAUAACGGUACACAGUGUGUUUGGUAGGAACCCCGUCGGUAGUAACGGUACACAGCGUGUUUGGUAGGAACCCCGUCGGUAAUAACGUACACAGUGUGUUUGGUAGGAACCCCGUCGGUAGUAACGGUACACAGUGUGUUUGGUGGGAACCCAUCGGUAAGUCAAUUCCUUGAACAGUGAACUACAUUCAGGUAAAAAGUCAUCUUGGAAAAUCUGAAUCUUUGAAGGUGUGAUGACCGUUGUAGCAAGGACGUAAAGACUGUUUGGAAGUUAUAAAAGAACAAGCACACAAGAAGUGGAAAUCGGGGGAAAAAUCAAUGGACGGCGUAAUAUGGCAGAACCGACUCCUGUAGUUAUAUUCCGGAAGAAUAUUGCCACACAGACCAUUUUGGAGUACUAAACAUAUAAUUCAAAUAUCGAUCGUUAUGUAUGAGAAGUAUUGAAGUUUGGUCAAUAGCUGUGUUUCUACCAUCGGCCUUUGGACGUAUGUACGGGAAAUAUUGAUUCUUCCGAAGUGAAUACGAUUAUAAUCGAUCGGGAGAAAGUAAGACGGUUGUUCCACAGAAAGGUUUUACCGGGGAUAACUUUAGAAGAGAGUAGACCAAGUUUUUCAAUAAUUGAACUUUAUACCAAACGACAGAAACUAGCGCAGGGCGUGUAAGUGUUGUUCUACAUUGACUGAACGACUUGAUGUGGUAUUGACUUUCAAACGGUGGACGUGACGGUAUCCAAUGGACAAACCCCUGACGUGACUUCUCUUUGUUUUGGAAAGGACUUCACAUUAGAAAACAACCUGAGGGAAUCAAUUUCAAUUAUCGUUCAGGGAUUUGGUAUUGAUCUGGCGUCUUUGUGCUGGCCUAGCUCACAAACUACCCAAAAGUCGAUACUGAUGUAAAACUGAAGUGCGGAAAUAAAUAGUUUUCUUAUACAUGUAGAGGUGUAUAUGCAAGGUUUUUGCUUGAUUUUGUACCCAAAGUUCGUACAGCUAGUGUCUCUCGUUGCCAGGAAUUUACUUUGGAUAAAAAGACAGAUCGGUUACAGUAUAUGAAUAUAUACUUGUGUUUAUAGUCUCGGCUCAACCCGUCACCUUGGAUACCUACCUAUGCGUGAAUUAACUAAUUGUUACUGUGAAAUAACUGGAGGUGUCAAUGCUGUUCUGUGACAGGGGGCAUCUGUCGGUCACAUUCGCAAUGGAGCUCUCGUCGAGAAAGCACGUCGCUGAAUGAUCCAGUAGUACGGGAUCGCUGAGUCUGUGAACACGUGUCUAACGCGAGUGCACGUGCCAGAAUGUGUUUGAUGGUAUCUGACAUCGUUGCAUUGAAAACUUAAACAUUGCGUGACUUCGAGUAUCAGUCAAACGGUACACUAGUGUGUAUGGGCAGAGAUUGAACUGGUGCUGUUUUAAAACAAAGGGAAGUAGAGUUUCAAUAAUUUCCAAAAUGUUAGUGUGCCCCUUGUGUUUUUGAUCGGCUGUUCCAUCCAUUACGUGGGUGUGCUGUCAUUACUUGGAAACCGGUACCUGAUCAUACACGGAGUAUAACAGCCUACUCAAAGUUGGCUGUGACGUGCACCUCGUAGGAAAACAUGAGUGAGAUGUUCCUAUGGGAAUUGAUUUUAUGAUAUUCCUUAUUUAUAUAUAUCCCACGGCGUUGGUGUAGCUAGCACCUUACCGACGGUACCAAGUUAGUGGUAUACACACCCUGGUUGUGACGCCAACAGAUAGUCGCGUGCUAGUGAUAGCCAUGUAACUCUCUACUCCAGAGACGGAAAUAUUGGACUUACGUCAAUGAUGUUUGGAUUUCUCAACAAUAUCAGUAUGGGUCGUCCCUUCCCGCCGGAGCGAUCGAUGAAUGAGUACAAGACAAAGACAGGAAUUGAUACGAGGCUACGAUUCAGUCUGGAGCCUCCUCUUGGUGACAGUGCCUUCGACCAAUGGAAAGAUGCUAUGCAAGCUGUUUCUCGGUUACCGCUGGGAAUACCAGACGGAUUCCGCAGAAAGGUGUGGAUCAGUUUGGCAGAAAAUCAUAUCAAAGAACUUCGAAUUGACUGGGAAAAAACAGUGCGGUUUGUUUUCAACGAGAGGAGUAAUCCAGAUGACAAUACCUUGGGCUUACAGAUUGUAAAGGACCUCCACAGAACAGGCUGCAGUGGAUUCAGUGGUCAGGAUAACGACGAGGACCGUGCUGUAUUGAAGCGAGUUCUGUUGGCCUAUGCUAGAUGGAAUAAGACUGUGGGUUACUGCCAGGGUUUCAAUGUCAUUGCAGCUCUGUUACUGGAGGUCAUGGAGAGAAAGGAAGAUGAUGCUCUCAUGGUGAUGAUCUACUUGAUCGACCAUGUGCUACCCGACAGUUACUUUGCUAACAACCUGCGUGCCCUGUCAGUGGAUAUGGCAGUGUUUAGGGACCUGCUCGGACUCAUGUUUCCCAAACUUUCCAAACACCUGGAUUAUCUGCAGUACGCUGCACAGGACAAGACCACAGGUGCUAACUAUGAGCCACCCCUAACCAAUGUAUUCACCAUGCAGUGGUUUCUCACCAUGUUUGCCACAUGUUUGCCCAAGGCUGUGGUUCUUCGUGUUUGGGACUCCAUCUUGCUGGAGGGAUCUGAAAUCCUGCUCCGUACAGCACUGGCAAUUUGGGGCAAAUUGUCAAGACGUAUUCUGUCGGUGGGGAGUGCAGACGAAUUCUACUCACUCAUGGGUCUACUUUCACAGGACAUGAUGGAGGGCAAGAUCUUUGAUGCAGACGCCCUCAUCAAGUUCAUCUACUCAUGCGCUCCGUUCCCGAUGCAGCAGCUACCAGAACUACGAGAGAAGUAUACGUACAAUAUUCGCCCCUUCAGCAGUGCUGCAGGUACCAAGAAGGGUAAUGUUGUCGGGGGGAUGGUGUUACCAAGUGACGAAGAUGACCUUGAUGAAGAAGACCUUGAAGCCAUUACAUGUUUCACAGGAAUACUACCAGGUCAAAUUGGACAAGGAAAAUCAAAAGGAUCAGAAGGGGACUUGGUGGGGCCAAAUGCAGACAUUUCCUCCGUGGGCCCUGGUGCGUAUGGGGCUGGAAUGGACUCGAGUGCUCUAACCAAUAGUAACCUGUACCUGGAACGCAUGUCCACCGACAUCAGCUCACUCAAGAAACAGUACCACCGACUGAAGCACAGGCAGACUCAGGCUCACAUCAUACUAGCAGCUGCAUCUGCCAAGCAACAAGCAAAAACAAAAUUCAUCACUCCGAAAAUAGAAUCACCGAAGGCCAUCAACCAUCUAUUUGUGGGGAAAGGUUCAGUUGAAGGGAAAAACAAAAUGGUCGCUGAAAGUCCAAGGAUAGCCACUGCAUAUCCCCAGGCUACCAUUGUACAUCAUUUCCUACAGGAAGUUAAAAAACAAAAGUCACCAAGUCGACGGCCAAGGCGACCAUCAGAAAAAUCAAAAGACCGAGAAAGUACAGGGCUAGAGAAAUCUUCAUGUGAUCCACAGACCAUAUCUAUAGAACCCAACACUAGUGAUGUGUUGUUACCACCAUCAGGGAAAUUAACAGAUAAAUCUGGCUCAGAGGGAGAUAUCACACGCAUCACCGAGUUCAAAAGGUACGAAAGCAAACAUUUAUCAGACCAGGAAUUAAACAGGAAGUCAAAUGUAAGCAGUGAUAUUAGGCUUUCAGCUGAAGGUACCUUGACUAGUAUUUAUCAAUAUGUUGGACAUGCUUCAACUGAAGGAAGUGUACAAGGUAUUGAAUCAAUGUCAAGCAGCUUUGAAAAUGGGCUGCCUGCAUCUCACAGUUGUGAAGGAAACACAUCUCCACAUUCCAGUAUUUCUGUAUCCAAAUCGUCCAAUGUCUCCGACGUUUCCAGUGUUUCUAGUCCUGAUGAGGGUAGCCUUAAAAUGUUUCCACUGAUCUGGAAAAAUGUUGAACGUUUAAGCUUAGAACAUCUUAAACAAGAAGAUUUAUUCUUAGAGGUGGAAGGUGAUGAUGCUGGUCCUGACAAUGGUGAUGUAGUGGUACAUACAUCAGUGGAGACUCACAGUACACCAGAUACUGACAGUAAUUUAGCUGGAGAUGUAACAGAGUCUCUAGGUGGCCAGUCUGUGAGUGGGAAUAAUGUAAACCAAAAAACACCUCCAACAGACCAAAGUUUACCUUCCAACUGUGAUAUUCCUGUGAGUCCAGUACUAGAGGAUCAUGAGAAAGGUAUUGUUAAAGACUUAACAGAAAAGUGGUUCACAACAGAUAAAUAUACAAGUCAAAAUGGAGGAACCAAGCUGUCAAAAUUAGAUAUUGAGAGAGCAAAUUCAUCUGAGAACAGCCCUUCUGUGAUUCAAUCACCAGAGUCAAAGAGACAAGCUUCAGACUCGGACUCUAGUUCUUUGUUAAGUCCAUCAGAUUCUGUUUCAGAAAGGUGCUUUGGUUACAGUAAAAGAUCUGGAUCAGAAAGAAGCUUGUCUCAGAGUUCUCAGGACUCUGUUCUUUCAAAUCAAGUGAUUUCAGAACAUUUGGGAAAUUACUCGAAAAGUAAGUCGGCAAUGGUGUCGAAACCCACAAAACAACAGCCUUUCAGUCCAUUUCCUGUCAAACACUUCAAUGAAAACAGAGCAAAAACUGGAAUUAAGCUGGGUAUGUACAAGGCAGGUACAAUUCAACAACUGGGGAAGCAAUCAAAACAGAAAGUUGUGUGGAGCAAGUAAUAUAUCACAGCUAUGGAUGCUAUAUUUGUAAACAGCUGUCUGAGAUCACAGCUAUAGACUUGUGGACAGCUGUCUGAUAUAACAGCUAUAGAUUUGUGGACAUCUGUCUGAUAUCACAGCUAUAGAUUUGUGGUCAGCUGUCUGAUAUAACAGUUAUAGAUUUGUGGUCAGCUGUCUGAGAUCACAGCUAUAGAUUUGUGGACAGCUGUCUGAUAUCACAGCUAUAGAUUUGUGGUCAGCUGUCUGAGGUCACAGCUAUAGAUUUGUGGACAGCUGUCUGAUAUCACUGCUAUAGACUUGUGGACAGCUGUCUGAUAUAACAGCUAUAGAUUUGUGGACAGCUGUCUGAGAUCACAGCUAUAGACUUGUGGACAGCUGUCUGAUAUAACAGCUAUAGAUUUGUGGACAUCUGUCUGAUAUCACAGCUAUAGAUUUGUGGUCAGCUGUCUGAUAUAACAGUUAUAGAUUUGUGGUCAGCUGUCUGAGAUCACAGCUAUAGAUUUGUGGACAGCUGUCUGAUAUCACAGCUAUAGAUUUGUGGUCAGCUGUCUGAGGUCACAGCUAUAGAUUUGUGGACAGCUGUCUGCAUCAGAUAUCACAGCUAUAGAUUUGUGGACAGCUGUCUGAUAUCACAGCUAUAGAUUUGUGGACAUCUGUCUGAGAUCACAGCUAUAGAUUUGUGGACAUCUGUCUGAUAUAACAGCUAUAGAUUUUUGGACAGCUGUCUGAUAUAACAGCUAUAGAUUUGUGGUCAGCUGUCUGAUAUAACAGCUAUGGAUUUGUGGUCAGCUGUCUGUGAUCACAGCUAAAUGUUUAUAUUUGUAAUCAGCUUUCUGAGAUGUUGAUAUGCAAGAUAAAGAUGCAUGGUGUAUGUUGAUGAACGGUGUUGGAAAUUGCACAGCUAAACUAAAAUAUCUUAGAUUACAUGACAAGAGAUUGUGUAGAAUUAAUGUGGUACAGUUUUAGUUAUUGGUGAUGACAAGGCCAUAUAAAGGCAUAAAAUGUGUUAGUGUGUAUGAUGUCAUCUCUAAAAGGGUGAUCGAACCAUUUCUGUCAUUUAUCUACGAUCCUGUUAAAUCCACAGGAAGAGAUUUCCAAGGAGUACUAAUGUGUAUUUCGUGAGGUCAGGAUGUUGUAGUUGAGUGUGUACGUAGUGAGGUCAGGAUGUUGUAGUUGAGUGUUUAAGUUCCUGUGGAAGCCUGUGUAUAUAGUGAGGUCAGGAUGUUGUAGUUGAGUGUUUAAGUUCCUGUGGAAGCCUGUGUAUAUAGUGAGGUCAGGAUGUUGUAGUUGAGUGUGUACGUCCCUGUGGAAAUUCUGUGUAUUUCGUGAGUUCAGGAUGUUGUAGUUGUGUACGUCCCUAUGAUGCUUCCUUUAAACAGGAAAAGAUUAAUCUGCACACUUAAUAAUUGUUAUAACAAAAUGUGUUAAACACUUUACUAAUUUAAGAAUCAGGAAUGGUUGUAGCCUCAGCUGGUGUCCUUAUUCUUCAACGUAUCUCUUACUCCAGAUAUUGUAUUAUUGUUAUAUACACAUAUAUUAGGUACUCAACUGAACCGUGAAUUUAAUCAGGUGGUUCAUGUAAAGGACUUUAAGGAUUAAGCUAUUAAGUAUUUACUAUAAUACCUAUAACUGGUUUUGUGAUCUGUUGUGAUAUUUUUUCCUCAAUAUAUAGGCAGGUUUACUUUUCAUUCCAUAUACAAAUUGUAACAUUUUUUGGAAAAUGAAGAAUUAUCAAGGCAGUUCAAUUUUUUUUUUAUAUUAAUUGCUUUUGUUUUUGUUAUAUUUAUUUGUGCAAUAUUUGUUUGCAGAUGAAAUAAUUACAAUCUCAGUAUUUACAUGGUACAUAUUGAUAUACAUGUAUAUCUUACCUGCCAAAUAUCCCCAUGAAUAUACUACGUACAGUAUACAUAGUACUAAUUCUAUUAAACAUGUCAUUUUUGCUCAUAACUGGAUUGAAGAAAUUUCAUCAAAAUGAAUUAAAAUAUAAAAACAAAAAAUCUUAUAGGACUGCAAUCAGACAAAAUGCACAAAUUAGGAAAAAUAUUCAUAUCUUUAAUAAUAAAUUCUAAUUAAUAUUUAUACAUAAUUAAGUUAACAAGUCCCUAACCAUUUAAGAUUGAUCUAUGAUUAUAGUCCCGAUUCGUCUCCACCUACACAGAGAUAGGUCGUACGUAACCCUCUUUUGGUUGAUGAGGAAAAAAAUCAAUAUUAGCCAUGCUUAUUGGAUAUUUUAAUCACCAAGGAUCACGAAAGCUCUCCAUCAAGUUUUUAAUUAUUGACAAAACCAUAUACUCUAUCUUCGACAGACUAUUGGACAGAAAAUUUCAGUGUAUGAUAAGAUGAAGAGGAACUGAACAUGUUAAUGAUGACAGUUCGGUUGACGUCAGUUGUCGUUACUGUUUCAAUAUCUAUUAUAGAAUCACCACUAAAAAUUGACAUGGCUUAAUUUGCAGUAUUUAAAGAGCUUACAGAGAAUGCACACUAAUCUGUAUGUCAGGGUGUGCUGUGGGAGAUUUAUUGUAUAGAUCUGUAUGUCAGGGUGUGCUGUGGGAGAUUUAUGGUAUAGAUCUGUAUGUCGGGGUGUGCUGUGGGAGAUUUAUUGUAUAGAUCUGUAUGUCGGGGUGUGCUGUGGGAGAUUUAUUGUAUAGAUCUGUAUGUCGGGGUGUGCUGUGUGAGAUUUAUUGUAUAGAUCUGUAUGUCGGGGUGUGCUGUGUGAGAUUUAUUGUACAGAUCUGGAAGUCAGGGUGUGGUGUGUGUGAGAUUUAUUGUACAGAUCUGGAAGUCAGGGUGUUGUGUGCAUGAACGGAUGGCAGUAGCAAAUUACUUGUAGUUGCUGAGUAUAAGCCAUCUUCAGUUGUGAAAAUUAUUAUUAUUUUUUUCAAAUUAGAAGUAUUCCAAAUUCCAUUGGCAUAUAUAUAUAUUCCCGAGUAUUCCAGAUGUUUGGGUGAUGGCUAACAGCCUCAUCAUGUACAGGUAGGAACCCCUUGAAUCUGUCUCUACAUGGUCUCUGUAUUAAUUUUACAUGCUACAGGUAUAUAAUGAGGUUGUGCAUUAAUAUUUACGUGUAAACAUAUUUUAUGAUGAGAUAUAUAUAAUAUGGAAUCUCAUUUUAUUUAUCAUUGCAAAUUGGACAUUAUUUGUUACUGGUAUUUAUUGUAUUGAUGGUUAUUGCAGAUCCCAAGUUUUCAGAUCAGAAAUCUGUACUAAAUACUGUACUGUGAAUAUUUUGUUUCCAUAUUCGUUAAGCUCCUGGACGGAAUCUCCUUUAUUUCCUGUAUAUCAUGACCUAUGAAUCACUUACGAUCACACUUAAUAACAUAGCUCCCUCCAGGUCUAAAAUGUCAGUACAUGUUCUUGCUACCUCUACAGGUAUGUCUGUAAUCUCUGUACACUAAAAAUACACCAUGUACACUAAAAAUACACCAUGUACACUAAAAAUACUGGCUUGAAGAGAGGGAUGUCACACCCUAUACAGAUUACAGAGAGGGAUGUCACACCCUAUACAGAUUACAGAGAGGGAUGUCACACCCUAUACAGAUUACAGAGAGGGAUGUCACACCCUAUACAGAUUACAGAGAGGGAUGUCACACCCUAUACAGAUUACAGAGAGGGAUGUCACACCCUAUACAGAUUACAGAGAGGGAUGUCACACCCUAUACAGAUUACAGAGAGGGAUGUCACACCCUAUACAGAUUACAGAGAGGGAUGUCACACCCUAUACAGAUUACAGAGAGGGAUGUCACACCCUAUACAGAUUACAGAGAGGGAUGUCACACCCUAUACAGAUUACAGAGAGGGAUGUCACACCCUAUACAGAUUACAGAGAGGGAUGUCACACCCUAUACAGAUUACAGAGAGGGAUGUCACACCCUAUACAGAUUACAGAGAGGGAUGUCACACCCUAUACAGAUUACAGAGAGGGAUGUCACACCCCAUACAGAUUACAGAGAGGGAUGUCACACCCCAUACAGAUUACAGAGAGGGAUGUCACACCCUAUACAGAUUACAGAGAGGGAUGUCACACCCUAUACAGAUUACAGAGAGGGAUGUCACACCCUAUACAGAUUACAGAGAGGGAUGUCACACCCUAUACACAUUACAGAGAGGGAUGUCACACCCCAUACAGAUUACAGAGAGGGACGUCACACCCCAUACAGAAUACAGAGAGGGAUGUCACACCCUAUACAGAUUACAGAGAGGGAUGUCACACCCUAUACAGAUUACAGAAAGGGAUGUCACACCCUAUACAGAUUACAGAGGGAUGUCACACCCUAUACAGAUUACAGAGAGGGAUGUCACACCCUAUACAGAUUACAGAGAGGGAUGUCACACCCUAUACAGAUUACAGAGAGGGAUGUCACACCCUAUACAGAUUACAGAGAGGGAUGUCACACCCUAUACAGAUUACAGAGAGGGAUGUCACACCCUAUACAGAUUACAGAGAGGGAUGUCACACCCUAUACAGAUUACAGAGAGGGAUGUCACACCCUAUACAGAUUACAGAGAGGGAUGUCACACCCUAUACAGAUUACAGAGAGGGAUGUCACACCCUAUACAGAUUACAGAGAGGGAUGUCACACCCUAUACAGAUUACAGAGAGGGAUGUCACACCCUAUACAGAUUACAGAGAGGGAUGUCACACCCUAUACAGAUUACAGAGAGGGAUGUCACACCCUAUACAGAUUACAGAGAGGGAUGUCACACCCUAUACAGAUUACAGAGAGGGAUGUCACACCCUAUACAGAUUACAGAGAGGGAUGUCACACCCUAUACAGAUUACAGAGAGGGAUGUCACACCCUAUACAGAUUACAGAGAGGGAUGUCACACCCUAUACAGAUUACAGAGAGGGAUGUCACACCCUAUACAGAUUACAGAGAGGGAUGUCACACCCUAUACAGAUUACAGAGAGGGAUGUCACACCCUAUACAGAUUACAGAGAGGGAUGUCACACCCUAUACAGAUUACAGAGAGGGAUGUCACACCCUAUACAGAUUACAGAGAGGGAUGUCACACCCUAUACAGAUUACAGGGAGGGAGGUCACACCCUAUACAGAUUACAGAGAGGGAUGUCACACCCUAUACAGAUUACAGAGAGGGAGGUCACACCUUAUACAGAUUACAGAGAGGGAUGUCACACCCUAUACAGAUUACAGAGAGGGAUGUCACACCCUAUACAGAUUACAGAGAGGGAUGUCACACCCUAUACAGAUUACAGAGAGGGAUGUCACACCCUAUACAGAUUACAGAGAGGGAUGUCACACCCUAUACAGAUUACAGAGAGGGUUGUCACACCCUAUACAGAUUACAGAGAGGGAUGUCACACCUUAUAAUUCAUUACACAUACUGUACCAAGGCUAUUUGUGGAAGCCUAUUUAUAUCUCCCUGCACAUUUUGUUACUACAUAUACCCAUAAGAAGUUUUUUAUAACACUUCUGAAUUGUACUUCUUGUGUCUGCAGAUGAGCUGAUUUCAAAUCAUUUACAACCUUUCAAGUUAAAUAUAUAUACAUUUAAAAUUCUGCCUCUCCUACCAUUUUCUAUAAACAAUAAUUACCAGUAACAGUUUUGUGGGUUGCAUAUUGUUGACUUUUGUUGAAUUUCAUUAAAUCAUGUAUUGUGAUUAUUUAUUAGAAGGUGGACACAUUAUUUAUGUAUCCAAGUUUUAUUUCUAAUAUAUUUUACCUUUUUUAAAUUUGUUUUUUGUUAUCAAAUUCAGACUGUACUGUCAGUUUGUGUUAUAUUGAUUUUAAAUAUAUUGUGUUCAUACAGUAAUUUCCAUUCCAUUUAUUUGUUUUUUUCUCUUGCAUAAUGAAUGUGCAUAAUUCCAAAUAUGUGUAUUGAAUUACAUGUAUAUAUAUGUAUAUUUUCAUAUGGAAGUAAAAUAGCUUUAAAAUCUGCACUUUCCAUGACAUCAUAAGUUUGAUUCUGAGAUAUGGUGACGGUGGAUUUUUCAUUUUUCAAAUCAUAACAUUUUUUAAUUUAACAUGUUCUUAUAGCCAACUUAACUUGGAUUAUAGUUGUAGUACAUAAGAGUGUAUGAAUGGCUUUAAAAUCAUGUGGUAUCGUUGGUAGAUAUCAUCCCCUGUAGAGAUAUAUAUAGAGGACCACGGUCAUACUGCUGUAAAUGAUUUAAAAUGUAUUGCCUUCAAGUUCAUUCUGGUAUGAAAAUGUUAUCUCUAACAAAGAUGGAGUUUUUAACAUAUGUCAAUAUCAAUUUGUGUAUAUGAUUUAUCUCCCUUUAUCUCUGAGGUGUCUGUCAUUAACAUUCAUUAUAAAGUAGGAUGGUAGACAGUUUGGUAUUCCAUUAUAAAAUAGGAUGGUAGACAGCUUGGUAUACCAUUAUAAAAUAGGAUGGUAGACAGCUUGGUAUACCAUUAUAAAGUAGGAUGGUAACACAGUUUGGUAUACCAUUAUAAAGUAGGAUGGUAGACAGUUUGGUAUACCAUUAUAAAGUAGGAUGGUAGAGAGUUUGGUAUACCAUUAUAAAGUAGGAUGAUAGACAGCUUGGUAUACCCUUAUAAAGUAGGAUGGUAGACAGUUAGGUACAUGUAUACCAUUAUAAAGUAGGAUGGUAGACAUCUUGGUAUAUCAUUAUAAAGUAGGAUGGUACACAGCUUGGUAUACCAUUAUAAAGUAGGAUGGUACACACUUUGGUAUACCAUUAUAAAGUAGGAUGGUACACACUUUGGUAUACCAUUAUAAAGUAGGAUGGUAGACAGUUUGGUAUACCAUUAUAAAGUAGGAUGGUAGACAGCUUGGUAUACCAUUAUAAAGUAGGAUGGUACACACUUUGGUAUACCAUUAUAAAGUAGGAUGGUAGACAGCUUGGUAUACCAUUAUAAAAUAGGAUGGUAGACAGCUUGGUAUAUCAUUAUAAAGUAGGAUGGUACACACUUUGGUAUACCAUUAUAAAGUAGGAUGGUAGACACUUUGGUAUACCAUUAUAAAGUAGGAUGGUAGACAGUUUGGUAUACCAUUAUAAAGUAGGAUGGUAGACAGCUUGGUAUACCAUUAUAAAAUAGGAUGGUACACACUUUAGUAUAUCAUUAUGAAGUAGGAUGGUACACACUUUGGUAUACCAUUAUAAAUACAAUUUUUUAAUUCUAAUGUGUCCAUUACUCACCCUACUACCUGUCAAAUCAAAUUUCAUGUUUAAAGAUUAAAAUCAUCAAAGCUAGUUAUGUGUAGAGUAUGUGUAUUUGUUUAAAUAAUGAUAUUGUACCAAUCUUCAUUUUGAGGUGGUGGGGAACAUUGCAAUAUUAUACAUAUAUAUCAUUUCAGUUUGUUCUGUUGAUUCUUUAUUUUAUACAUACUGUAUACAUACAUCGGUUUGACAAAGCGCCAUGCUCUAGAGUUCUCAGUGUUUAAUCCUGAUGGAAAUCCAAACGAAAUCCAACAAGUAUUUAAAUCUAUCAAAUGUUAUAUCAAUAAAAAAUGUAUUUAUGUUA
Pecten maximus is the source of this 14350-nucleotide messenger RNA. Its product is annotated as TBC1 domain family member 30-like. Bases 4011 to 6902 code for a protein of 963 amino acids. The transcript is spliced from 10 exons. Gene Ontology annotation, cellular component: endoplasmic reticulum. The record is from RefSeq and is a predicted model, not a curated record. NCBI's taxonomy places the organism in Eukaryota, Metazoa, Mollusca, Bivalvia, Pectinida, Pectinidae.